AUGGCGGCGGCCAUGGCAUUUCCACUGGCGGGCUCCUCAGAUGAGGUUGCCGGCGAUGCUCUAUUCAGGCUAGACACCCUCUUCCGAUGCUUCUGGGAAAAGCUACAACAUAGGCUUCCCACGUAUGCCCCACAAACCCUUCCAGUAUGUUUACCCACGAAGCCAACCCUCCACCCUCGAGCCCAAAA
Pelobates cultripes (western spadefoot toad) is the source of this 188-nucleotide messenger RNA. Lineage: Eukaryota; Metazoa; Chordata; Amphibia; Anura; Pelobatidae. The record is from the annotation of a GenBank genome assembly.